UGUUAGGGCAAGCAAAUGCAUGUCAGCUGAGUGAAAAGGGUGCUUUGAAGUGAUUCAGCACUGAACUUGACCUAAUUAAGGGUGGGUGCAGUAAAGAAAGCUCAGUGGAUAUGGACAAUGCCCUCUGUUAUCCAGUGGAGCUGAUCAACUGCUGGAGUGGACUCUGACCUACCCAGAAGCCACAAGUGAUUCUCAUCAGUGUGUGCAUGUUAAAACAGCCAAAGGAGGUCUGUCGCUAACCUCUAUGUAAGAUGACAGCAAGUCAUAUUCAGCGCCUCCAGGGACUGAAGAAGCUUGCAUGACCCACAGCAGAGGAGGAACCAUUUGGGAAGGCGGCUACUUCUUCUGCAAACUUACUUCAGACUGAUCCGGCUGCACCAUGGCCCUGCUCGUCCACAUGCUGGCCUGUGCCUUUGGCCUGGGCUCGUGGGUGGCAGUGAACGGUCUGUGGGUGGAGCUGCCGCUCAUCGUCAACACUCUCCCAGAGGAAUGGGAUCUCCCCUCCUACCUGACAGUCAUCAUCCAGCUGGCCAACCUGGGACCUCUGCUGGUCACCCUCAUGUACAAACUGUGCCCGGGUCGUCUCAAAGAGCGCAUUGUCAUUUACUUCAUCCUCUCCAUCGGCAUCCUCUCCUGCAUCCUGCUUGCCUUAUUCUGGGACAAGACUACGACAGUGGCCGGGGCGUCACAUAGCACCGCCUUCUUCAUCAUCACCUUCUUCCUCUCUCUGGUGGAUUGCACCUCCUCAGUUACCUUCCUGCCUUUCAUGAUGCAGCUUCCAGCAAAAUACAUCACCACAUACUUUAUCGGAGAGGGGCUAAGUGGUUUCAUUCCUGGCAUAGUCGCUCUGGGACAAAGUGUGGGCAUCACCAAAUGUGUCAACGCCUCUCAAACAGCAGGAAACCAGACAGGCGGGGACACGUGGUCAUUACAUACAGAGAAUCUUCCUCCAAAUUUUUCCACCGAGGUGUUUUUCUUCCUCCUAGCAGCCAUGAUGUGCAUAAGUCUGGCUGCUUUUGUUGCACUGAACAGGCUUCCUCGGACAUUCGAGCUGUCCAGUGAAAACCUCGUGCCAGACACCGUUGCCUCUGUCAGCUCCGGCCUGGAGAACCCGGGAGCAGAGACUGAUGGAGAGGGUGUAAAAUGCCAGGGUGAGGGGGCAGCCCAGAGCAAGCUUCUGCUGGCUGGCCCAAAACACUCUGUGUACCAGCUGACCUUCAUCUACUUUAUGGUGGUGUGGGUUAAUGGUGCAACCAACGGCGUGCUGCCCUCUGUGCAGACGUACUCCUGUAAGCCCUACGGGAACCUGGCCUAUCACCUCUCUGCUGUUCUGGCAGCAGUGGCCAACCCAGUGGCUUGCACCAUUGCAAUGUUCUUCAAAAACAGGUCACUGGUGUUUCUUGGCGUGCUGACAGCAUUGGGGACAGGAUUUGGCAGCUAUAACAUGGCUAUGGCAGCUAUGAGUCCAUGUCCUUUGCUUCAGGGGUCUGUGGUGGGAGAGAUGAUCAUUGUGCUCUCAUGGCUUUUCUUCACUGGAACGCUGUCUUAUGUCAAAGUAAUGGUGGGUGUCAUCCUGAGAGACCGGAGCCACAGCGCCCUGGUCUGGUGCGGAGCUGCAGCACAGAUCGGCUCGCUAGUCGGCUCGGUCACGAUGUUCCCGCUGGUUAACAUCUACCGGCUCUUUAAGUCAGGGGACUUCUGCAGCACUAAAUGUCCUUUAUAACACUGAAUCUGAGAAGUGUAGUACUGAGGAGGCUGGAGACACUCUCAGCUUUGUCAUUUUUUUCACCUUCUUUGCACUUAACUGUGUUAACUUGUGUUAAACUCAUUUGAUACACUAUGAUGGAAAAAGCUAUUAACUUGUAUAAAUAUUAAAAUUUAAAAAGUUCAACACUGGA
This is a messenger RNA of Perca fluviatilis (European perch), 1898 nucleotides long. RefSeq names its product solute carrier family 52 member 3 (gene slc52a3-1). NCBI's taxonomy places the organism in Eukaryota, Metazoa, Chordata, Actinopteri, Perciformes, Percidae. Gene Ontology annotation, molecular function: riboflavin transmembrane transporter activity. Gene Ontology annotation, biological process: riboflavin transport. Gene Ontology annotation, cellular component: plasma membrane. Bases 380 to 1723 code for a protein of 447 amino acids. The record is from RefSeq and is a predicted model, not a curated record. The transcript has 5 exons.